AGACGUCAAUCAGAGGAUUAUCCUCGUACGGGUAGGUCGGUGACGGUCUGCAGCGUUGAGCUUGAGCGGGUCAGUGGAGAAAGCAGUGCAUUUAAAAAGCGCCCAGGGAAGACACCGCAUUUACGAGCCGAGUUUUGUUUUUUGUUUUUUUCUUUCUAUCCGCUGCCUCCCUCCCUCCCUCCCUGCCUCCCUCCUCGGCCCUGCUUUGACUCCGCUCCGCUUCCACAAUGACUUGGUCGAGAGGAAUGCAGCGCCGGUUUACCUGAGCAAGUGUUUUCUCUCUCACUCAUUCUGCUCUGACUUUUUAAACAUUUCAUUGAACUGGAUGUCGUAUCGGACUUGCUGCAGCUGCUGCCAUUCUGAAACAUACAGGAGGACUCCUGCCUGUGUCAACUUGAGUGUUUAGGUUAUGUAGGUUGUGCAGAGGAGACAACAUGGGACUACCUGCUCUGGAGUUCAGUGACUGCUACCUGGACAGCCCGCAGUUCAGGGAGAGACUCAAGUCCCACGAACUGGAGCUGGACAAGACCAACAAGUUCAUCAAGGAGCUCAUAAAAGACGGGAAAGCUCUGAUCCAGGCUCUGAAAUGUCUGUCAACGGCCAAGAGGAAGUUUGCAGACUCUCUCAACGAAUUUAAAUUCCAGUGUAUCGGAGACGCCGAGACGGAUGAUGAGAUAUGCAUAGCCAAGUCUCUGCAGGAGUUUGCAGCUGUCCUACAGAACCUGGAGGAUGAAAGGACACGCAUGAUUGAAAACGCCAGUGAUGUGCUGAUUAUGCCUCUGGAGCGGUUCAGGAAAGAACAGAUCAGUGCAGCCAAGGAAGCCAAGAAAAAAUAUGACAAAGAGACAGAGAAGUAUUGUGCAGUGCUUGAAAAGCACCUUAGCCUUUCAGCAAGGAAGAAAGAGUCACAUCUACAUGAGGCGGACAAUCAGGUAGAUAACGUACGGCAGCAUUUCUACGAGGUUUCUCUGGAGUACGUCUUCAAGGUGCAGGAGGUUCAAGAAAGGAAGAUGUUUGACUUUGUGGAGCCUCUGUUGGCGUUUCUCCAAGGCCUGUUCACAUACUAUCAUCACGGCUAUGAGCUGGCAAAGGACUUCAACCACUUCAAGACUGAUCUCACCAUCAGCAUACAGAAUACAAGAAACCGUUUUGAGAGCACACGAUCAGAGGUGGAGUGUCUGAUGAAGAAGAUGAAGGAGAAUCCCCAUGAGCACAAGAGUGUGAGCCAGCACACCAUGGAGGGAUACCUGUUUGUACAGGAGAAGCGCUCAUUUGUAUCUACCUGGGUGAAGUACUACUGUACAUAUCAUCGAGAGCCCAAGAGGGUCACCAUGGUCUUGUUUGACCCUAAAUCUGGAGGGAAAAUGGGAGAAGAGGAGAGCUUCAUGCUCAAGUCAUGCACCAGGAGGAAGACAGACUCGAUAGAAAAGAGGUUUUGUUUUGAUGUGGAGGCUGUGGACAGGGCGGGAGUUAUCACCAUGCAGGCUCUGUCAGAAGAAGACCGCAGGUUGUGGAUGGAGGCCAUGGAUGGGAGAGAACCGGUAUACAAUCUGAACAAAGACAACCAGGCUGAAGGCAUGGCUCAGCUGGAUGUGAUUGGGUUCAACGUGAUGAAAAAAUUCAUCUAUGCCGUGGAGACUCGAGGUAUUGAUGAACAGGGCUUGUACAGAAUAGUUGGCGUCAGCUCCAGAGUACAAAAACUGCUGAACCUCGCUAUGGAUCCUAAGACAUGUGCUGACGUGGAGCUGGAAAACCCAGAGUGGGAGAUUAAGACUAUCACGAGUGCUAUCAAGCACUAUCUCAGGGUGCUGCCUGCGCCUCUCAUGACAUACCAGUACCAGAGGAGCUUCAUUAAAGCUGCCAAGUUGGACAACCCAGAGGCCAGGGUAACAGAGAUCCAUGCUCUGGUGCACCGGCUGCCUGAGAAGAACAGACAGAUGCUGGAGCUGCUGAUGAAACACCUGAGCACUGUAGCCAACAACCACCAGCAGAACCUGAUGACCAUCGCAAACCUGGGUGUGGUCUUUGGGCCAACUUUGCUCCGCCCACAGGAGGAGACGGUUGCAGCCAUCAUGGACAUCAAGUUCCAAAAUAUUGUUGUAGAGAUCCUCAUAGAGCACCACGAGAAGAUAUUCCGGGACGUGCCGAGUUCUGCUGGCGGUCUGACUAACAUGCAGCUCAACCUGCCCAGGAGGAGAAGCACAGAGAGUAAAGCUCCGUCCUGCAGCGAGAGGCCUCUCACACUCUUCCACACACCGACACAUUCACAGAAAGGUGAAAAGAGGAACAGUGUAGCUAAUGCCACAGUUUCUGAGCUGCAGCAGCCUGCCAACUGUAACAGCAGCAGCAGUAGCAACAGCAGCAGCCAAGGUCGAACUCCAAGACACAGCCUGACCAGCAACGACGGAGAUCAGGACACCCGGCAGAUCCGGCCCAGCUCGCUGCUGAACCCAAAGAGUCGUAGCAGUAUACCAACCAGUGCAACAUCUCCCAGCCCCACCUCACCGCGCUCUCCUUCCUGGCCGAUGUUCUCAGCCCCAUCAAGUCCUCAGCCGACAUCCUCUGCCUCUAGUGACUCCUCCCCUGUCAGUAUUGUGGGCAGGAAGGCUCGAGCGCUGUACGCCUGCAAGGCAGAGCAUGACUCCGAGCUGUCCUUCAUUGCUGGGACCAUCUUUGAGAACGUUCAUGCCUCCAGGGAACCAGGUUGGCUGGAAGGGACUCUGGAUGGUCGAACAGGACUGAUACCAGAGAACUAUGUGGAGUUUUUAUAGUCCAGGGCUGGGAAAAACGCUUGAACUGGAUGAUAACUGAACUGAAGUUGACCAAAACUGGACUGUAGAGGCCUACAACAGACUGCACAAGACUGAACUAAUUAUUAGACCGUAUACUAUACUGGACUGGACCAUUGUUGAUGAGACCACUCUUGACCAGGAAUUAAUACUGGACCAAGCAGAACCAUAUGGAAUGGAUAUGACACAGGAACGAAGCAGAGCUUGGAUUUAGGGGAGACCCAUGAAUUGCACUGGAAAAAAAAAAAUCUCUCUCUGUGGUUCUGGCUGUUAUUGGAUUAGUGUGGAUGACUUCCCAAGUCCUGGUGAAUGUGAUGUGGUAAUGAACCUGGAAUGUGUGUGUGUGUGUGUGUGUGUGUUUGUAAAUGAGUUGCUAUUUCUGAGCUGUGAGGCUUGUGAUUUUUCAGCCCUUGCUUUAUUAUUUUGAACUGCGCUGCCACUGCUUCAGCAUCUCCUCUUUUUAUCAGCCAGAAAGAGAAAGAUCUUCCUGCGGAGAUGACGGAGAUGAUGACAGGGAUCGUAAAACAAAGCAAGCAGCCUUUAACUUUGGACUUGCUAGUUCACCUCCUCACUGUGUGCCCUGUGUUUGAAUGAUCGCUAAUCGCGUUGGGGGGGGGGGGACUGGAGUUUUUAAAGCCGAUUUAAAUGAUUGGGUUUUGUUGUACAGCUGUAAAUGUGUUUGUUAGCACUUGCUGUGGCAGCCCGGUAAUUCCCUAGGACAAGACUCAACCUGGGUAAUGUUUCAGAGCUCCAGUUCAGCAGCAAGAGCCCCAAGGCAGAUCAACACAGGAUGAGGUUGCCUUGAAAAACAGUUCGCUGAAAGGUCAGCCUUGGGUUUAUCCUUAUUUAUAAUGCCUCUCCCUGCAGAGCCCUCACAAAAAAUGUGAAAAAUUUCAAACAAGCUCCACAAGCAGAUCAGUGGUUUACAAAGCAACAGAGGAGUAACAACUGAUUCUUGCUGGUUAAAACAAGCCCAGCUGUGAGGCCUCGCUCUGCUUCCACAGAUAUUUUUUGAUAGUUGGAAAUAAUUGGAUAUAGUAUAGUGUUGCGUCAUGUUUGCACUAUUUCAAUCCAGUCUGGGAAUUCUCACCAACCAACAUCUUAGAGCACAGGUGUUCCAAACCAUCAAGUUUUGGUUGAUCAUAUGUAUUUAUUAUAAGAAAUAGCAUUUCCCCCUCUAAUCUUAAAGGUAAUGUAGAUGCUUUUUACCAUCAUCCAGUAAUCAGACAACAUCAUUUAAAGUCAAUGUAUGACAGUUACGUACAGUAUGUCAUGACACAUCACAAGUGUUCUGUUUUAAUGUAAAUCACAAGGACGUUGCUCAUCUGAUGAGGAUGAAGACUUUACAGUCAAUGCUGUCAUUCAUAUUUAAACAAAGUACAGAUGUGGUUUUCAGAGCAGCUUAGACAUUUGAAGGAAAGAUAAAUCUUUCAGAGAUGAUCAGAUAUUAUAUCAAAGCUGGUCUGCUUUGGGGCUCCAGUGAAUGUCCUCAUUUCAUGAGUCUGAGUUGAACUUUUCGCUUGAACCACUCGGUGUCCGUGUCAACUUUUCUGAAACGUUUUUUUUUUUUUUGUUGAACUUUAAAUUUUCUUUCAGGACAGACUAUUGAAAGAACAUUUUAGCAUUUUAACAUGAGAAUCAAAUGGUAGAGUUAAAAAAGCAAAACAAAAACAAAACUUAAAUGUGAAAUGAGACUACUUUGUUCAUACCUGAACUUCUUAUUUAUGAGAGUUUCUUAAAGGCGCAAUCCUGAACUGUAUUCAUUUUGAGGUGUUUUAUGGACAUUGUAAAUAAAUACACAGCAAUUGAUAAGGUAUAAUUUUUUUUAAGUAUGAAAUUUUAUAUUUUGUAUUUUUAGCAUACUAACUUAAUUCCUUAAUUACAUCUUUGUUGCCCAGAUUUUUGUAUCAUUUAAGUUUAAGUCAAUCUACAGCCUUAAAUAUUCUUCCAGAUGUUUUGGUGAAUUGACAAGAUUGUGCAGAAUUAAAGAUAAAUGUUCAACAGCUG
Messenger RNA from Larimichthys crocea (large yellow croaker), 4796 nucleotides. Its product is annotated as rho GTPase-activating protein 26. Lineage: Eukaryota; Metazoa; Chordata; Actinopteri; Sciaenidae. Gene Ontology annotation, molecular function: GTPase activator activity; protein binding. The coding region runs from base 435 to 2771 and encodes 778 amino acids. Gene Ontology annotation, biological process: signal transduction. The record is from RefSeq and is a predicted model, not a curated record. The transcript is spliced from 25 exons. Gene Ontology annotation, cellular component: cytoplasm.